Messenger RNA from Neoarthrinium moseri, 951 nucleotides. RefSeq lists its product as uncharacterized. The record is from RefSeq and is a predicted model, not a curated record. Bases 1 to 951 code for a protein of 316 amino acids. Gene Ontology annotation, molecular function: carbohydrate binding; isomerase activity. The transcript is spliced from 2 exons. Gene Ontology annotation, biological process: carbohydrate metabolic process. NCBI's taxonomy places the organism in Eukaryota, Fungi, Ascomycota, Sordariomycetes, Amphisphaeriales, Apiosporaceae.
AUGGUUGACCGCCCCAACAAGCCCGCCGCCCUGGCCACCACGCCCGGCCUGCCCCCGCAAGCCCAGGUCAACAUCACCCACGACAACAGCCGCGUGAACGCCGUCCUGCCCUCGGGAGAGAGCAUUGAGGUGCUUCUGUACGGCGCCACCGUCACCAGCUGGAAGGACCGCGCCGGCAACGAGCGCCUGUGGUUGUCUGAUGCCGCCAAGCUCGACGGCAGCAAGGCCGUCCGGGGUGGCAUCCCCUUGGUUUUCCCUGUCUUUGGCACUGCACCCGACCACGCCGCAACAUCCAAGCUCCCCCAGCACGGCUUUGCGCGCACGUCGAUCUGGGAGUUCAUGGGGAGCUCGACCUCGGAAUCCACCGGCAAGUCCGACAACUCAGUCAAGCUGGACUUUGGUCUCAGCCAGUCCAACCUGACCGACGAGUCCAAGAAGCUGUGGCCGCACCCCUUCUCGCUGCAGUACAGCGUCACCCUCACCCCGGACAGCCUGGGCACCGGCAUGGUCAUCACGAACCAGGGCGACCAGCCCUUCGAGGCCCAGCUCCUCAUGCACACCUACCUGCGCGUCAAGGACAUCACCAAGGUCUCGGUGACGGGUCUCGAGGAGUCUGACUACGUCGACAAGGUGGACGCCGCCAAGACCAAGAAGCAGUCGGGCACCGUCACCAUCUCGGGCGAGACGGACCGCGUCUACACGCCGGCCAAGGGGCCCUCGCAUCCCGUCGUCGUCUCCGAGGGCGGCGCAGCCACGUUCACCGUGGUGCGGGAUAACCUGGACGACGUCGUGGUGUGGAACCCCUGGAUUGAGAAGGCCGCCGGUAUGGGCGACUUUGAGCCCAAGGACGGCUACAAGAACAUGAUCUGCAUCGAGGCCGGCGCAGUCAAGGGAUGGCAGAAGCUGGAGGCCGGUGAUGCCUUUGAGGGCGCCCAAGUCAUCUCGGUCUGA